This is a messenger RNA of Paramecium pentaurelia, 874 nucleotides long. The record is from the annotation of a GenBank genome assembly. Lineage: Eukaryota; Ciliophora; Oligohymenophorea; Peniculida; Parameciidae.
AUGAAUUAUAAGCCCAAUUUAAAGAUGGAUAGUACUUCUGGGUCAUUUAAAAAAUAAGAAUAAGCUUUAUCCUUAGAAAGCACAUAAAAGUCAGAUUCUUCUGCUCUCAAUUCAAAACCAAAUUUUGCCAGCAAACCAUCUUUCAAUAUUCGCAACCGUUCCACUUAACCAUUAGAAUAAGAACCUUAGUUAACAAACACUAAAGAUGAAUUCUUUAAAACAGGGUCAUUUCAAGAGAAAGUGCCUCUUAAGGAUAGAAUCUAACGAUCUGAUGAAAAGAAAAAUUCAGCUCCUCUUAAUUAAGGACUUUAUUUACCUGGACAAGAAGAGUUAUUUAAGAAAUAAAUCUAAGUUGAAAAGAAGGAAGUUUAAUAAAAUUAAGAAAAAAAGGAAGUUUAAUAGAUUAAACAAAUAUAAUCAGAUUCUUAUAUGCCAUCAAUUGGUAAUUAAAAUAAACGUGAAGCAGCAUUAUUAGGUUCAAAAAAUCCAAUUGAAAAUAAAAUUGCAAUAGCAGAUUAAACAAAAGUGCAAUAACAACUUGGUAUUGAAUAUAGUAAUACAAUUAGAGGAAGCUGAACCAAUUGAAGAUCUUGAAUUAGUACUUUGUCCUGAGGGUUGUGGAAGACAAUUUAAAUAAGAUGUUUUAGAAAAGCAUACUAAAGUGUGUAAAUAGGUAUUUCAAUAGAAAAGAUAAGAAUUCAAUUCUAAAUAAGCAAGAAUAGUGUCAAAUGAUUAAUAAAAAUUAUAAAGACAAGGUUAAAUAAAGGAGAAGUAAUUAUAAAAAAAGUAGGGUAAAGCUCCUCUUGAUCCAAAUUGGAAAAAACAAUCUGAAGAAUUACGUAAUAUAAUAAAAGAAUAGAAGUAAUAGUAAUGA